AUGGCUAAAACUCUUCUUAAAACACACAACCUGUUUUCUGCUCUGCCUACGAUCAUCCUCUUUUGUUUGUUGCAACUAAGCAAUGUUAAGUCUGAUUCAUUUUCAUUCAGCUUCUCAAGUUUCGGGCCAGAACAAAAUUUUGAUAUUGGUUAUCUUGGCGAUGCCCGUCCAUCAGGUGGGGUUAUACAACUAACAAGAAGAGAUGGACCAGAUGGUAUUACUCUCCAGAAACACAGUGUUGGUCGAGCUGUUUAUAUUCCACCAGUGCGCCUGUGGGACAAAAGCACAGGCAAACUUGCAGACUUUGAAACUGAGUUCUCAUUCAUGGUGGACUCAGCUGGUAGAGAAAUCCAUGCUGAUGGGUUGGCCUUCUUUAUGAUACCAUUUGAUGCUGACCCCAGAAUUCCAAAAAAUUCAACUGGGGGAUUCCUUGGACUAUUUAGUCCUGAAACUGCUUUCAACACAAACCAGAAUCAAAUUUUGGCUGUUGAGUUUGACAGCUUCGGAAAUGUAUGGGAUCCCAUUCCUGUACCCAUAGCUCCUCAUAUUGGAAUAGACAUAGACUCUCUUGAAUCAUUGAGAACUGCAGAUUGGCCUAUUAAUUCUGUUCCUGAAGGAUCAAUAGGAAAAGCUAGUAUAAGCUAUAACUCCAAUGCUCAAGAAUUGACUGUUGUGUUUGGUUAUUUUAAUACUCCUCCAAAAAAAUUUGUUACCCUCGCACAAACAAUUGACUUGGGGGGUGUUCUGCCGGAAUGGGUCAGAAUUGGUUUCUCUGGUGCCACUGGCGAUGAUGUUGAAACACAUGACAUUCUUUCCUGGUCUUUCAGUUCUCGCAUCUAG
Molecule: messenger RNA, 840 nt
Organism: Gastrolobium bilobum
Lineage: Eukaryota; Viridiplantae; Streptophyta; Magnoliopsida; Fabales; Fabaceae
Product: lectin 8-like
Exons: 1
Coding region: 1-840 (279 amino acids)
Molecular function (GO): carbohydrate binding
Source: RefSeq, a predicted model, not a curated record